AUGAAAACAAUUCUUCCUCCAGAAAAUCAAAUUAACAAAAGAGAUAUUGUCCCCGAUAAAAACUUCCCUAAAUACGUUCUAAUACCAGUCGCCAUUCUUCAUUCUGAACUGUAUUGGGUCUGUUCCGUUCUUUAUUACAUGUUUCGAGAAUCUGGAUUGGUUGCAAAUCAAAAAACAUUACCGAGUCGAAAUAGAGUCAAAGUAAAGUCUUUAAUUCCUCUGAAACCACAUCUUGACGUUUUAGUGGAAGAUAAACAACAAGAGGAGCAAGAGGAACAAGAGGAACAAGAGGAAAAAGACCAAGAACAUACCGACCAUGGCAUUCGUGCUCGACCAACCAUUCAUGAUGAACUGCUUGGAAAAACAUGUCCUCCUCUAUGGUGGCAAAAGACUCGAGUCAAACUAGGGCGUCCAGCUGUUCGAGGUGAUCAUAAACCUGGUUCUAAAUCAGAAUCCUCUACUACCUCCUCCUCCUCCUCCUCCUCCACAUCCUCUUCUCCAAACGAACAAAAAUCAAGAAAUAGAUCAAAUACAGUUAAAAGCGACCAGAGCUUAACAUCAACAGCAGAUUCAAUCAUACCGUUGUCGAGUAACAGUUCUGUAUCAUCACUCUCGCUUGAUUCGAUUUCACCUACCGAUUCCAUUCAUUCAUUACAAAGCGAACACUUUGAAGCAUUUGAUCCACAAAGCAGUUAUAUACCCAAGCGCCAUCGCAAACACAGACUAUUACAUAAACUCAAUGCUGCUUUACAAAAUAUCCACCAUCAUAAGAAAUGA
Gilbertella persicaria is the source of this 777-nucleotide messenger RNA. RefSeq lists its product as uncharacterized. The coding region runs from base 1 to 777 and encodes 258 amino acids. NCBI's taxonomy places the organism in Eukaryota, Fungi, Mucoromycota, Mucoromycetes, Mucorales, Choanephoraceae. The record is from RefSeq and is a predicted model, not a curated record. The transcript has a single exon.